Messenger RNA from Aspergillus ibericus CBS 121593, 470 nucleotides. Its product is annotated as LYR motif-containing protein 2. NCBI's taxonomy places the organism in Eukaryota, Fungi, Ascomycota, Eurotiomycetes, Eurotiales, Aspergillaceae. Bases 61 to 360 code for a protein of 99 amino acids. Gene Ontology annotation, cellular component: mitochondrion. The transcript is spliced from 5 exons. The record is from RefSeq and is a predicted model, not a curated record.
GAUAUCCCUCAGCAACCUUGUUUGACGACCAGUGGAGCACAUCAUAACUUCUCUGGCGAUAUGCGAUCGUCCCUAAAUUUGUUAGCUUCCGUGCGGCCGUCGAAGCUCAAGAAGCCGACCAUUAGCCUCGAUCAUUUCAUCCAAAGGCAACGAGUCAUUUCUCUAUGGCGGGAGAUUGUUCGAGCAUUGAAUAAAAUACCAAGUUCGUCAACCAAAGAUGAACUACACAAGUAUGCUCGCGGGGAGUUUGAGCGAAAUAGGAAUGUUACGGAUCUGCAACAUAUACGGUAUCUAAUCUCAACGGGCAAGUCUGAGUUCGACAUGAUGAGACGGUAUGUUGACGAGCAGGUCGUUGGCUGAAAUGGAUAGCCUCUACCAGAUCGACAAGAUCCAUCUCAAGACGUCGCCAGAAUCAACGAAGACACAUGGAGUCCGGAGUACAAGAUACCCGAAAAAUACUAAGAUAAGAU